Bufo gargarizans (Asiatic toad) is the source of this 5254-nucleotide messenger RNA. It is a transcript of the gene HGS, whose product is annotated as hepatocyte growth factor-regulated tyrosine kinase substrate. Bases 83 to 2347 code for a protein of 754 amino acids. The record is from RefSeq and is a predicted model, not a curated record. Gene Ontology annotation, molecular function: ubiquitin binding; phosphatidylinositol binding; metal ion binding. Lineage: Eukaryota; Metazoa; Chordata; Amphibia; Anura; Bufonidae. The transcript has 21 exons.
UCCAAGCUCCGCCCAGUUGUUUCCGGAAGCGGAAGAGUAUUUGCUUCUUCGGUGUCAGGCUCUCGUUCUCUCCGGUGUCACGAUGGGAAAAGGCGGCGGCACGUUCGAGAGGCUUUUGGAUAAAGCCACCAGCCAGCUUCUCCUGGAGACGGACUGGGAGUCCAUUCUGCAGAUCUGUGACAUGAUCCGCCAGGGAGACACUCAGGCCAAGUACGCUGUGGGUGCCAUCAAGAAGAAAGUCAAUGACAAGAACCCACAUGUCGCUCUGUUUGCUCUGGAGGUUUUGGAGUCUGUGAUGAAGAACUGUGGCUCCACCGUACACGACGAGGUUGCCAAUAAACAGACGAUGGAGGAGCUAAAGGAGCUGCAGAAGCGUCAGGUGGAACCAAAUGUGCGGAACAAGAUUCUGUACCUGAUCCAGGCCUGGUCCCACGCGUUCCGUAACGAACCCAAGUAUAAAGUUGUGCAGGACACCUACCAGAUCAUGAAAGUGGAAGGACACAAUUUCCCUGAGUUCAAGGAGAGCGAUGCCAUGUUUGCAGCAGAGCGGGCUCCUGACUGGGUGGAUGCUGAGGAGUGUCACCGCUGCCGCGUUCAGUUUGGUGUGGUUACUCGCAAGCAUCACUGCCGAGCCUGUGGACAAAUUUUCUGUGGAAAAUGCUCCUCUAAAUAUUCCACCAUCCCUAAGUUCGGGAUUGAGAAGGAAGUGCGUGUUUGUGAGCCCUGCUUUGAGCAGCUGAACAAGAAAGGCGAAGGUAAACCUGCUGCUACUGGUGAACUGCCUUCCGAGUACCUGACCAGUCCCCUGUCCCAGCAGUCCCAGGUGCCUCCUAAGAGAGAUGAAGCCGCGCUGCAAGAGGAAGAGGAGCUGCAGCUUGCUAUAGCCCUAUCACAGUCUGAGGCUGAAGAAAAGGAAAGGAUGAGGCAGAAAAACACCUAUGGCAUAUAUCCAAAAACUGAGCCCACCCCUGUCACCUCCUCCGCUCCACCAGCCAGUACCCUGUACUCUUCUGCUGUGAAUUCAUCUGCUCCGUUUGCUGAAGAAGUAGACCCCGAGCUGGCCCGGUAUCUGAACCGAAAUUACUGGGAGAAGAAACAGGAAGAAGUCAGGAAAAGUCCAACCCCUUCUGCUCCUGUGCCAGUGAGCGAACCUGUAGUGCAGGUGGCUGAGGUGCCUCCUGUCAGCAUGGUGAGCGUCAUGGAGCAGCAAUACCAGAAUGGGGAAUCGGAGGAGAAUCACGAGCAGUUCUUGAAGGCUUUGCAGAACGCAGUCACCACUUUUGUAAACCGGAUGAAGAGCAACCACAUGCGCGGCAGAAGUAUCACAAAUGAUUCCGCCGUACUGUCGCUCUUCCAGUCUAUCAACAACAUGCACCCACAGCUCCUGGAGCUGCUCAACCAGCUGGAUGAGAGGCGACUGUACUAUGAAGGUCUGCAGGACAAGCUGGCCCAGAUCAGAGAUGCUCGCGGGGCGCUGAAUGCACUGAGGGAGGAGCACAGAGAAAAGCUGCGGCGAGCAGCAGAGGACGCAGAGCGACAGCGACAGAUUCAACUGGCACAGAAGCUAGAGAUUAUGAGACAGAAGAAACAGGAAUACUUGGAGAUGCAGCGUCAACUUGCCAUCCAGCGCCUGCAAGAACAAGAAAAGGAGCGACAAAUGAGGUUGGAGCAGCAGAAACAGACGAUCCAGAUGAGAGCCCAGAUGCCAGCGUUUCAGCUUCCCUAUGCACAGCUGCAGUCCCUGCCAUCAUCCGGUGGUGUCAUGUACCCACCCUCGGGCCCUAAUGCUUAUACCGGCACAUUCAGUCCUUCUGGGUCAGUGGAGGGGUCCCCUAUGCAUGGGGUAUACAUGAACCAAGCUGGACAGCCGACAUCUGCUCCAUACCCUGGCAUGCCGGUGCCUGGUACCGAUCCCAGCAUGGUAAAUGCAUACAUGUAUCCAGCAGGAUCUGCUCCAGCAGCUCAACAGGGCCAGCCUGUGCCAACCACCAACCCAGCAUAUACGUCUUACCAGCCCACCCCUACACAGCCCUACCAAAGCGUUACCUCCCAGAGCCACCCUUCCAUGUCCCAGAAUCCUCCAGCCAGCGGGAUGACUUACAUGGGUGGACAGUCCGUACCCAUGGGUUAUCAGCCUUACAAUAUGCAGAACCUCAUGACGAAUCUCCCCGGACAAGACCCAGCGAUGAGCAGCAUGCCCUCCCAGCAGCCUUUCCACCCUGGACAGCAACCUAUGUACCAGCCUAUGCCAGUAGGUGCCGGCCAGCAGCAACCUCCACAGCAGCAGGCAGCGCACGGUCAGCAGGUGCAAGGCGGAAGCGAGGCCCAGUUGAUCUGCUUCGAUUGAUUCCAGAAGACACGCUAUUUGUUCACGUAACCUGUCUGUGCCGGCGAUUCCUACCGACCUGUGUAGCAUGCAUACUCUGCCAGUACUGCUGCAGUAAAACACUACAUUUCUGUAACUGCCAUUCUCCGUAUCUGCCUGCCAUCCAUGAUGCCGGAAAACCACCGCUCUCCACUAACAUUGCAAAAACUGCUUGUAGCUUAUCCGUGUCUUAGAAUUGCUUUAUGUGGAGGCCAAGUCUUUUACCCUGCACUUGUACCAGUGGCUGCUGAUGGGAAAAGGAUCUAAACUGUGUCGCUGUUUGAUUCAAGGAAUUGUCACAAUCCCUUUAAUAUGAUGUAUAGGGACAAAGAAGGGGGGGGGAGACCUCAUUCUGGAGGACCGCUGGCAUCCUUGAAUUGAACAGAUGGCUGCUGAUCCGUCAGUGACCGUUCUGUUAGGAAUCCUAGGAGAAGGGGUGCCAGGGAUCAGCUAGUUGGCAGCCCCUAAAGAUCAAGGCUAAUAAUUCUCUUCUUAAACAGAUGCAUCUCCCAUGUAGAGACAGAAGACAUGCCAUUUUGUCUUACAUCUCAUGCUGUUCUUGUACUAUAGGACCACUGGAAAUGAGGAAUACCUACUGGUAAAUGUAAAAAGCCUGUGCUCCCGCUCCCUAGGGGUUCUAUGAGUUUUAGUAUUGAUGACCUAUCCUCCAGAUCGGUCAUCAGUAUGUGAUCUGUGUGUUUCCAACACCUGUCACUCCUGCUGAUCAGCUGCCUGAAGGGGCUGUAGUACUAGGACCCCAACACUGAGUGCACAGAGCCUAAGGCGAGAUUAUCAAUAUUAAAAUCCCAGACAGCCCCUUCCAAGGGAACCUGAUACUAGACUUCAGGGCAUUGGCUUGUCCCUACACUGCUGGGGUUUAACGUUCUAGACCGAUCCCGCUCAGUGCGGUGUCUAAAAAUAAGCCAUAAUCCAACAUCCGCUAUGUAAAUUACAGGAGAGGAGUCCUGGGGUGAGUCCAGCACACUGCACUUUGCCGCGCAUGCGCCAGAUCCAUCUGGACUCUUCUCUGGUAACUUAACAGAGCCCUGAAAUGGACACGUAUGCCGGCAGUGUAAUGACAUGCCUUAGAGCCCUGUAGUGGCCUUGUCUUAGCAGUAGGAGAAGGGACCUUCACCGGCGUGUGUGAAUCCGUCUCCUCGGCAUUUUGUGCUGAACUUUCAUUAGAAUGAGGCAAGAUCAGGAAUUAAGAAAUAACUAGAAAGGCCGAAGUGUGUUACACCGUUACUUAUUAAAGGCCUUGUGUUUGAGGGUCCAUUUUUGUUCUUUUCUAACACAGCAGAAGGUUCGGGGCACAUUGCAUCGGAGCCUUUUGCGGCAGUGUAUGUCGGGAAGAUUAGCUGGGCACAGACUCAAAUAAAAAAAAUAUAACGAUAUAAGAUAUAUAUUGGCCCAAUGAAGGCCAGAAGGAGUGGAUAUGUGGGGCAUAUAUUAUCAAGUUAUUGCACUUGGAUGGGGCUAGGCUGCAAUGUCGGACACAGCCCAAUGGAGAGGGCUGCUGUUUCCUGCAAACAAUAAAAAUACAUUUGAAGCUCUGAUUAGAGAACAUUUUUCAUCUCAAGUUUCACUUUUACUAUAGAAGAUUGUGGCUCAUUUUGCUGCUUUUAAUAUGUUUUAAAUAAAAAUGUUGCUGCUUGGAAAAAAAAAUCGCCAAAUAAUAGAAUGUCCUCAAAGGAUUAUUCCUGUUAGAUUUAAGUUCUCCCCUAUCCACAGGAUGGGUAACUAUUAGAGAGGCGGUGGCCCUUCCGUUGGGACCCCCACCAAUCACAAGAACAGGGGCCACAUACACUAUGCAGCAUCUCGACACCCCCCCCCCCCCCCCCAUUCAUUUCUAUGGGAAUUGCAGUGAUAGCCGAGCGCUGUACUCGCCUAUCUCCAGAACUUUCAUAGAAAUGGAUGGAGGGCUCCAUUUUUGUGAUCGAUGGGGUUCCCAGCUGUAGUACCCCUGCCAAUAUAAAAGCUAUCCCCAUAUCCACAAUACUUAAUCUAACCAGAACACCCCUUUAACGUGUGAACCUAAAGACUUGAGUGUGUGCAGUAAUCAGUGUGGUCCAGUGGAGACGAGAAAGGGUUCGGUGGGGUCAUUACACUCUAGGUUCCAGUGGUUUUCACCCAAUAACGAUCAAAAAUUAAGAUCACUUAAAGGGGUUGUCCGCAGGAUAGGUGACAAGUGUCUGAUCACAUGAAUGGGAGUCCUGUGUCAUCCAUUUGGAGUGGCAGUACAGCGCUCAGCAAUCCCAUAGAAUUGGAAAGGAUGCUUACCUGCUGCUCCAUGCAAACGGGGGACACAGGACCCCCAACAAUCAGACACGUAUUACAUAUCCUGUAAGUAGAUAAUUAGAAAUCUUGAUACGACCACUUUACACCCCCCCCCCCCGCAGAACUUCGACCACCGUAUCUCCCCGGUCACAGUCUGCACAGCAGUUUGAGGACCCCAUCAAAUACCUCUCUCUGCUUCCUGGGGAAUAUGGGAAGUAAUGAUCGUUGAGCAGACAUCCUACUGGAUUUCUUGUCCGUUGUCUCACAGAGGAACACUACGGCCAGAGAAGACUACAUGAUACAUUCACAUUAAAUGGAGACACCUGCACCUUAGGUUUAGUGUCCCUUUAGGCCGGUGGCUUUUAUUGCUCCUGUUGGUUGAGAGUUUAGGCUAUCUAAAUUUAUACGACAAAUGUGUGUCCCCUACGUGUUGAUUUUGGGCACAGGUAUGUUCUCGGGGUGACCUACCAUUCCAGGUUUCCCUGUGUGUUUUGCUGCUUUUCAUGCUUGUGAUCUGUGAAGGUCUGGGCCAGCUGUCGUAGGCCUCGCACCGCCAUAUUCUCGCUUGAUGUAAUCUGUUGGAUUAGUGACAAUAAACAUGUAUGAAACUUG